AUGGACGCAGCCGGCCAGGGCGGAAAUGCAGACAGCACUUAUGCAACGUUCCUGCUCAAACCGCGAGAGAUGGCGACGCCCUCCAUUUCAACUUUUCAGUUGAAGAAUGGCUGCGAUGCGCACGCGGAAUUUGACAGCCGCCAGCAAAGUGGGGCAACCAGGCAUUCAACUUGUGAGCCGGUCUCAGCGGCAGAGCAGCGCCCUGUGGGGGGAUGCGCCGGAGGCGCAUUAACAGUCGCCAGCGAAAGUCCUUCGUACCAAGAAGUCGAGAAAUCGUUGCACGCGCUCACUGAGGGGGAGCGUGAAAACUUGGCCGCCAUUGCAGCGUUGGAGCACCGCCGCACCGCUCUCGCCAAGGCGGCAGAACGAAUCCAGGAUGUUAUAGAACAGUCACGGGAGAGCGGCCAAACGGAAGUCAUGAGGGCGGCAGAGUAUCAACUUCAAUCCAUCUACCAGAAACAACAGGAAAGUCAAGCUCUGGACCAACUGCCUGAACAGAACAGAGACGCAGGGGGACGCGCUCAACUUUCUAUUGCUUCGGACAACAGACAGGAUGAAACGCAAGUGGGACGAGAACUUCCGCGGAAAAGCGUUUCUGGAACGCUAUCGGUUAAGCAACAAACUGACGUGUACCAAGGUAGUCAGAAGAUCGUGGUUUCGGUUGCAGGCUCACCACGAGCCCGCGACGGCAAAUUCGCAGCCGAAGGAAUCGCCAAGAAAACCGAAACGCUGCAACAGUCGAACAAGGCAGUCCUUACAGCCCCCCGCUAUGAAACGGAUAAAAGGCUUGCAUCGCAAAGUCCAUCCUCGCCCCGCGGAUUCAGCCAUGACUCCCACGACAUGAAACACGCCCUAGCUCAGGAAAGCCGCAGCGCAGCGCAGCGCUCUUCUACUCGAUGGAAGCAACAAGUGGUUAACCUACUCAGGCUCCCAGGACCCAACCUCACGAGAGAACAAUUCCUCUCAGCCUUCUACCAUCCAGGGACCAGCAUGAGCGAGUCCCUCCUCAUGACAGUCUUCGAUCAACUGAAAAACCAAUCCCGCGACGUCACAGGCGCAGCAACGGAGCACGUGUCUAUUCCUGUCGUUCUGGACGUCUUGGAGAAACACAAUGGAGGCGAUAUUGUCCGACUGAUCGAAGCUGCUGAGCUUCUUGAAAUGAAUAUUCGAAAUGUCGACAAGAAAUGUAAAAACCUCGCAAAAAGCCCACUCCACGAAUUUACCCGCCGAUGCACUUGCCGAUUUCUGCUCAAUCUCGCGAAGAAAGCGUAUGCAGAAAUGGAGACCACCAGCCAAAGGUUUGCGCCGGCAGUGGCAGUAGCGGGAUACUCCCAUGCCCUUGAAGGGUUUCAGUAUGCGCUAACCAAGAGCCUUGCCGCAGAAAAAAACCUGACGCUCGAGCAGGCCAACGUGGUGGUUUCCAAAUGCAUCCAUAACAUGCGCAACGAAUUGGAGACGGACCUCAUCCAGCUCCGCCGUAUGGAGAUCCAGGCUCAAGCGGAAGCAGAAGAGGCGAAAGCAGCCGCUGCCGCGCGUGCGCGUCUCCAGAAGGUGACUCCCCAGGAGGCGGAGGCUUUGGGCAUUCCGUAUUCAGCUCUCCUUCAGGUUGCUGGGUCCCCUGAAGGCGUCCCUGUUUCUGGCGGCACCUCCCGAUCCGUCUCGGUUCCGGGCCCCGCGGGGCAAGUCGCGGUGACGUACCGCUACCCCGAUGGGACGUUGGUGACAGACCCUGCGCACCUGCCAGAGGGAGCGAGAGCAGCAGAGUUGGCGGCUCAGAUGGAAAUCCAAAAGACAGCCAGUCUGGCUGCAGAAGCCGCUCGGCGCGCAGAGGAGAUCGCCGUGGCGCAAGCAGCCUCCGCAGCCCAGGCGGCAGUUUCUGCCGCGACGUUCGGCGGGGCUCUGUUGCCUCCUUCCCUCACCAGUAUCUUGCCAAACGCAGCUCCUGGAGGUUCGGCCCCUUCAGGAGAUGCGAAAGAUGCCAAUGCAGAUAAGACAGGAUCGCGGAUGGGUGCCCCUGUGGAGACGCCGGCGCUCCGCGGCAUGUCCACACCUGGCAACCCUUCCACGGGAAUGCAUCUCCUGCCUCCCCCCCAACAGAGUGGCAGCUAUUCGACGCAUCUCCAAAGCUGCCUCGUUUCCUCGGAGGCAGAUGCGAGACGUUCCGUUUCCCCGGCUUCCCGACGAAGCUUCACCGGGACCAUGAGUGGCAUGCUGCCAGGAAUGGAAGGCAUGCGCCCACAGAGUUCUCCCUUUCCUCUCGGCUACCCCUCGCAGGAAUCCCGCAUGCAGUCUGCCCACAUGUUUGCUGGGGGUCAGCAGAUGGCGAACAUGUUUGCUCAAGAAGAGGCAAUGAAGGGUUUUCGCGAGGGAGUCGGUGCGAGCCUCACUGUUCCAUCUGCGGUCUCCACCCCCAAGGGACAGCUGCUCUCGCAGCUUCCUCCCAAUGGGGUUCCGGGCGGACCACCUUCUGCAGGGUCUCUUCCUCUGCGUCCGGGGCUCCAGACGUUGAGCAUGACGGAGAACCGCGACAUGUUCCGACGAACGAAAGCACCUGCAGGCAACCAGAACGUCGGUGGAGCGCCGGCCGCGAGCACCCGGAGCAUGUCUCUCGUGGACCCGCUUCGUCAGGCCGGGAAGCUGCUCGCCGGGGCCUUGGGUCUCUGGAAGGAAGAGAAAGGAGCUGGCAACGAGGAAUCGGGCACGGAGGAAGACAAGCACCAGAUGCCUCCUGAGGAGCAGACGACCACGCAGGCACAACAGAACGGAGCAUUCGAGCAGAUGCGACAGAAUGAACUGAUGAAAACCCGCGCUCUCGACGCCCCACAGCACCUCAGCCUCCCCGAGAUGCCCCAGGGUCUCCCUGUUCCUGCAGGUGCUGGAUAUGCGGGCUCCCCCCUAGCAGUGCCCUCCGCACCUGGACCCAACACUGCAGGAAUGGCAGCUACGUACUACUCAAGCACACUCCCGUCGACUUCAACCGGCGUCUGCCCCCCUAGGCAGCUUCCUUCCCAGAUGCACGCCCCGGACAGCCGCGGGCACUCUGGAGCUUACCACGGGGAGACCUUGCGCCAUGAAGGUUUCCAGUCGGCCCCUGCACCCGCUGGCAACUCGUACUCGAUGGCAAGUGUCUACCAGCGACCCUCCGCAAGCGCUGUAGCAGCCGUGUUAGGCCGGAAGCAAGCAGAUAGUGGCGACGGGGCGAUGCCGACCUGCGCGGGCGUGAUGGAGAGCUCCACCGGUCAUUCAGGUGCUGCAGUCACACAAACGUCGCCGCUUUUCGGACACGCGCAGGCAGCCCCCAGUGCCAGUCUCAGUUCUGUGGCUUCAACUGCUGGCGAGGACUCGAAGGAAUGCCGCAUUCGUGUGUCAUCCUACCAAGAAGUUCCGCGGCCCCAGCUCGGCAAGCAGGAAGUCGGAAAUCUCCAGCAGGUCCAGGCUCAGCUUGAGCAACUCUCGCUCGCACACCUCGAAGAGUACGCUAAGAAAUUCGGCCUAUAUUCGACGCCAGAAGAGGCAGCCGCUGCUCUAGGUGGCGUUCCGCUUCAGGGCGUCGGAGCCCUGGCAGCCGGGACGCCUGCGACCGCUCCGACUGGGAGCGCGGCGACAAUGGGUGCCGCCUUCUGGGGAGGCGUGAAGACAGACGGGUCACAUUUUAUGCCUAAAAUGGGAGGGCUAGGCGACACCUUGCCUUAUCAGAUGGGACAUAGGGGCGAAAGCGGAGGCGUAGCAGGCCAAAGAAUGGUUUCCGCUGUCAGAGAAGGCGAACCCAUGUCUCAGGCACAACAACGGGUUGUGAUGGUCAGACAACAGUACCCAGGGCAUGGUCACAAUUAA
Neospora caninum is the source of this 3834-nucleotide messenger RNA. RefSeq lists its product as hypothetical. Bases 1 to 3834 code for a protein of 1277 amino acids. The transcript has 5 exons. Lineage: Eukaryota; Apicomplexa; Conoidasida; Eucoccidiorida; Sarcocystidae. The record is from RefSeq and is a predicted model, not a curated record.